AUGGAUAUGCUUGCUUCUUCAGCUCUGGAGGCAGAUUCCAGCCUGCCGUCUUUCUUCGAGAUGUUCAUGACCCAGCAGGUUGAGCAGAGCCUCAAACCGGCGGCGAGGCAUGCGCACAGGCAUCAAACAUCAAAACACGCGCCGCUCUGCUUGUGCCGUUAUUACGUGAUGCUCUUUGCGAUCAGCGCGCUGGCUCUUCGCUGGCCAUCGCUACACCGCCUCUCUCCCUGGUUCGACGAAGCUUUUCUAGUGUUGUCCCUUUUGGUCGAGGCUAAAUUUCUGUCCAAGCACAGUUCUCUCCUGUCGGAGAGUUUCUAUGGCCUCCGGCGUUGCCGCUACGGGCCAAAGUCAGGACCCCCUGGGCCACCAACUCCUCAACCCGCAAGCUCUGACGCCGAGCACGACGCGCACGUGGCUUUCGACCUCAACGGAGCCGGCUACGGGCAAGGACAAGGGUUGCGCGCGAGAGACAGACGCAAGGCGCUGUUGAUGACGGCGGCUCUCCCUUAUCUCUUGGCCAAGCUUGACGCCGGUCACGAAAGAUCUUUGGCAGCUCGGGCAUAUGGCGGCCUCCCGCGGCCUACUCCGCAGGACGAAGAACCAGCGGUAGAUGGAGCAGCAGCAUCAGCAAGGAGGAAUAGUUCCGUUCGUGGAAGCAACACCGAUGAUGGUGUUCAUGGUGGUAGUGAUGGCGGAGUCGGUGCCGGUCGAGGGGGUGCGGGGGAGUCUAGGUCUAGCCGGCGGGGCUUCUCGGGCUCGGCAAGGAGAGCCAGGGCCGAAGCUAGGCGACGAUUUUUCGCUCUCCGCCAGCUGUUUUUUCAGGUCUACCCACUCCUACGCGCAUCGUACGAAGGGUCGUGCCUGGUUUACCAGUGGCUCUACCUCUUCCGUCGGUCGGCGUUCUUCUCCCCGGCCCUAAGACUUACGGGCAUGGUCGUGAGGCGAGCAACGAUAGAGGAUUGGCAGGAAGAUGCUGAAGCCGCGGCGGCGGCGGCAGCGGCGACAGCAGUAGCGGACCCUUCAGCUUCCACGGCAGCGGGAGGGCCGAGUGGUGAGGGUGCAGGCGGUGGCGGUGGCGGUGGUGGUAGUCUAGGAGAUCGGGUGGCUCGGUACGGGAGGGUGCUGCUCAUAACCGCGGUCGUGGCGUUCAAGAUUGUGGAGUGGUGGAAUAGGGUCGAGUCUCAGGAGGGUUCAUCGUGGAGGAGAUCCCAACUCCCGUCCCCGCCCCCUCCGCCUCAGCCCCCACUAGCCGCGCCCGGGGGCUGCGGAGUUCCAUCCGACUCGGGGGCGUGUCCCGCCUGCGGCGGGGCGCGGGUGAACCCGGCCCUGUGCGCCGCGUCCGGGUUCGUUUUCUGCUACGGGUGUCUUUCCGCGCACGUCCGAGAGCACGGGGAGUGUCCGGUGACGGGUUUGGCGUGCCAAGAGGAGGGCAUCGUGCGGCUUUUCGAUGACGAUGAGACGGGAGGAGGGGGAGGGGCAGGGGCGUAG
Ectocarpus siliculosus is the source of this 1488-nucleotide messenger RNA. NCBI's taxonomy places the organism in Eukaryota, Phaeophyceae, Ectocarpales, Ectocarpaceae. The record is from the annotation of a GenBank genome assembly.